AGAGAGGAAAAGGGACGGAAGAGAAAGAUGACCACAGUCCCCAUGAUGCACCCAGAGAAGACUACAUUUCCCAUGACGUCCCGGGGGAGGGGGCGUGGAGAAGAAAGGACUGCAUGUCCCGCGAUGCUGUCGGCUGGCCGGUGGCGGAGAUUGAACCGGAAGACGCUUUCUGCGUGUGAGAAGUGGAGUGUCUGGUGCUGAAAACCAGAAGUCCAAUAUGAAACUGUAUUGCCUGUCGGGGCACCCAACUUUACCGUGCAAUGUACUCAAAUUCAAAUCAACUACCAUUAUGUUGGACUGUGGACUGGACAUGACUUCCACUCUCAAUUUCCUUCCUUUGCCACUUGUUCAAAGUCCCAGGCUGUCUAAUCUUCCUGGCUGGUCCCUAAAGGAUGGAAAUGCUCUUUUGGACAAGGAGCUAAAAGAGUGCUCAGGUCAUGUAUUUGUGGAUUCUGUGCCUGAAUUCUGCCUACCAGAGACCGAGCUAAUAGAUCUGUCUACAGUAGAUGUGAUCCUCAUCUCUAACUACCACUGCAUGAUGGCACUGCCCUACAUCACUGAGCACACCGGUUUCACAGGCACAGUGUAUGCCACAGAACCCACCGUUCAGAUUGGCAGGCUUCUCAUGGAAGAGCUGGUGAAUUUCAUCGAAAGAGUGCCCAAGGCUCAGUCUGCCUCCUUGUGGAAGAACAAGGAUAUUCAGCGGCUGCUGCCUUCUCCACUCAAGGAUGCAGUGGAAGUAUCAACCUGGAGAAGAUGCUAUACGAUGCAAGAGGUGAACUCUGCCCUUAGCAAAAUCCAGCUGGUGGGAUAUUCUCAGAAAAUUGAGCUUUUUGGUGCAGUCCAGGUGACUCCGCUAAGCUCAGGCUAUGCCCUUGGAAGUUCCAACUGGAUUAUCCAGUCCCAUUAUGAGAAAGUAUCAUAUGUAUCUGGAUCCUCCUUGCUUACCACACAUCCCCAGCCCAUGGAUCAAGCUUCUCUGAAAAACAGCGACGUUCUCAUUCUGACAGGCCUGACCCAGAUCCCCACCGCGAACCCAGACGGCAUGGUGGGAGAGUUCUGCAGCAAUCUGGCACUGACAGUCCGGAAUGGAGGAAACGUGCUGGUGCCCUGUUACCCUUCUGGUGUGAUCUAUGACCUCCUUGAAUGUCUGUAUCAGUAUAUUGAUUCAGCCGGCCUCUCCAACAUCCCUUUCUACUUCAUCUCCCCUGUGGCCAACAGUUCACUUGAGUUUUCCCAGAUUUUUGCUGAGUGGCUUUGUCACAACAAACAGACUAAGGUGUAUCUUCCAGAACCACCUUUUCCUCAUGCAGAGCUCAUUCAGACCAACAAGCUGAAGCACUACCCCAGCCUCCACGGAGACUUCAGCAGUGAUUUCCGCCAGCCAUGUGUGGUGUUCACGGGGCACCCCUCCCUCCGGUUUGGGGACGUGGUCCAUUUCAUGGAGCUCUGGGGGAAAUCUAGUCUCAACACUGUCAUAUUUACAGAACCCGAUUUCUCCUACCUGGAAGCACUGGCUCCCUACCAGCCCUUGGCCAUGAAAUGCAUUUACUGCCCCAUUGAUACACGACUGAAUUUCAUCCAAGUGUCAAAGCUGCUUAAAGAAGUGCAGCCGCUCCACGUGGUCUGCCCCGAGCAGUACACGCAGCCGCCCCCCGCGCAGUCCCACCGGAUGGACCUGAUGAUCGACUGCCAGCCACCUGCCAUGUCAUACCGGCGGGCCGAGGUCCUUGCCUUGCCCUUCAAGCGUCGCUACGAGAAGAUCGAAAUCAUGCCUGAGCUCGCAGAUGCGCUGGUGCCCAUGGAGAUUAAGCCUGGCAUUUCCUUGGCAACCGUCUCGGCUGUGCUGCACACGAAAGAUAACAAGCACGUCCUUCAGCCUCCCCCCAGGCCCACCCAGCCCACGGGUGGUAAGAAGAGAAAGCGGGCAAGCGAUGACAUCCCAGACUGCAAAGUGCUGAAGCCACUGCUGAGCGGCUCCAUCCCUGUAGAACAGUUUGUGCAGACGCUGGAGAAGCAUGGCUUCAGCGAUAUUAAGGUAGAAGACACAGCGAAGGGCCAUAUUGUCCUGCUCCAGGAAGCUGAGACACUCAUCCAGAUUGAGGAAGAUUCAACUCAUAUCAUCUGUGACAAUGAUGAGAUGCUCAGGGUACGACUGCGGGACCUCGUUCUCAAAUUCCUACAGAAGUUCUAAAUGGAACAGCUAAGCCAUUUCUACUUCACUGAAAUCCUACAGUCCUUCGCUGUGGCUGCCCAGCACAAACUGAGGAAGGGCGUAAAAAGUUGGCCACGUCUUUGUGGUGUUCUCUGGCUUAAGGAAUAAAGAAGUGGCCCUUGAGGAACGUGAUUAUCCACAGAUAUAGCCAGAAUCUCCUGGGCUAGAUUUUUAGCACUGUUGUGGGCAAGAACUUAUGCUUUAAACUUAAAUUCCUUUUCUUCCCAAACCUGCCUCCCUUGGGCGGCCAAGAUGGAAAGGCAGCAAGCUGAGGAGUAGCAUAAGCAGCAGCUUUCCCAGAAGUGAAUGGUGGAAGGAGGGGUGAAAUGAUGAAUGACGUAAGCAGUCUAUGUUUGUUUUUUGUGAUGUCCUAGGCCUUGGGGAGGGGAACUAGCAUUGGAUCGUGUUUUAUUUACUUGUCUACAGUGCUAUACCUAAUAAGAAAGAUGAUCCAAAAAAAUUGGUAUAACGAACCAUCUAUUUGUAUUUUAUACCGUGAGCCCAUUUUGUUAAUAAAACUUAUUUUUUU
Messenger RNA from Nyctereutes procyonoides (raccoon dog), 2744 nucleotides. It is a transcript of the gene INTS9, whose product is annotated as integrator complex subunit 9. The coding region runs from base 218 to 2194 and encodes 658 amino acids. The transcript is spliced from 17 exons. Gene Ontology annotation, biological process: snRNA processing. Gene Ontology annotation, cellular component: integrator complex. The record is from RefSeq and is a predicted model, not a curated record. Lineage: Eukaryota; Metazoa; Chordata; Mammalia; Carnivora; Canidae.